AGUUUCAGCGGCGUACUGGAUUUACUGCCCUCCCAUCCACGUAUUUGAACUAGCACACAUACCUCACGACAGCUAAUACUUUCAUGUUUCGCGUUCCCUUUCCCGUCAUUACCAGCUUCACAAUAUGUGCAACAUGCAGAGCUGUGCAGAUUCCGGAUAACACGGGCACGGGUCUCGUCCUCAGCACACAGGAAGAUCGUGCGCCUACAGGUGCUACACACCAAGAGGUUGCGCCUCCGGUGAAUGAUAGGUGGCGGUGGCCCAAUAAGACUAGCAAGUUUGCACUGGUCAUCAGCGCAACGGGGAUGGACAGUCAUUAUGGCAGUGGGGUCCGCCAAAUGGCAUUCGCAAUGGAUCUGAAGAGCUGCGAUUUCGGUGUCGACACUCUGACAGAGAAGCCGCAAGACACUGUUGACUGGAACUCCGUCCCGGCCAUGGGGCUGAUCGCGGGCUCAACGAAUUUUAACGUCGGGGUCGGGGGGGACCGCUCUGGGUUCACCGCGUCCCGCGUCAAGUAUUUGAUGCAUCGGUACGAUCGUAUCUACCUCUUCGGGUGGGCGUGGGAGACGGAGUACGCUCACACACUGGAGACGGCGCUGGAGGCUUUGGAGUCGGACCCGAGCCUGCACGGCAGGGUCACCCUCGUGCUGGACGACAACCCGUAUCACCGCUGCUACGCGGAGCAUAAGCUGGAGUACUGCCGGGAGAGGGCGCCGGCCAUGCUCCGCAGAUGGCUGGGCGUCAGCUCUCGGGCGAUGUCCAUAUCGACCCGGGACGCCAUCGAACUCAACCGCCUGAAGGCCAGCGAGGACAUCCUGGGGCCGUCUUUCGAGUCAUGGCCCCUGAAUUUGCAGCAGGUGGAAAGUCUGUUCAACCGCGGCAAUGUGUCGAAGACCGUCGAUGCCGAGUCCAAGAUGUACCUGACCAUGGUGGGCAACGACCACGCAGAGAAUCGGAGGUUCGUGUCCGAAUUGGUGACUGGCGGUCACUUGGAACGAAUAUGCGCUCUCCAACGUGACGGAGCAGGAGGCCUGAAAGUUUGCUUUGUCGGCUCGAUCUCCCGGUACAUACAAGAAACGUACCCCAGCGAGGUGUCUCAUUUGCGGCGCAAGUGCUUGCGCCUGAAGUACGAGAUCUCAACGCAGCAGCUCGAGGAGAAGAUCCUCCCGAUCACGGCGGCGAUCCUGAAUCCAUUCCUUGAGCCCGUGAACAGUGGAAUCAGCGUGAAGACGUUCGAGGCCGUCGCCAUGGGCAUACCGAUCGUGACGUCGAUGGCCGGCUUCCGCGGCCUGGAGGACUGCGGCGCGCGUCUCGACCAGGCUGGCCUGCUCGCCACGAACACCGCCGCGGGGUACGUCGACGUCAUUAGGAACAAGCUGCUCAACCCGGAGGCCUCCCUCGCGUUCGCGGCCAUGCAGCGGGAGAUCAUGCGGACCUGCGUGGCCGAGCAGUCGAGGGAGCUGGGCAGCACCCUGUGCAGCAAGACGGCGUGACCUUGCUCGGCGGCGCCCCGUCGAGGGGUCGGCGCGCGCAGCCGCUCGGAGUGGAGCCCGGCACCGGCCAACGGGCUGCUCGCUUCCCGUGUGCGGCCAGAGCCUGGGCAGGCACCCCGGGCGUGCCCGAGCGCCUGCUCGGGCCCGCCGGCGCAGCGGGGUGAGAGAGAGAGUGGCGUGCACCGAGCGCGGCGCACGCCAGGGCGUUUGUUUGCGCGAUCUCGCUGGGCGCGGGCAUCGGCCAGAGGAGGAGACGGUACCCAUACCUCGGGUAGGAGGAGGAGGGAUCCGAUUUACCACCGCCGGGCUCGGCCUGUUCAGGCCUUCCCCGCAGCCUGCUGCUCCUGCUUACUCGCACCUGCUGGCCCUGGACGCCUGGGAAGAGCGACCCUCUUCCUCGCAGUCCUCCUGAUCCGCCCUCAUCCUCCGGAUAGUUCGCCCUGCUCUGGCGGGUCCCCGCAACCCUGUCGGGGGGCAUUCUGGUCUGCCCCUUCGCUUGGCAGCCCCGUUUUGUUCUGGCAGCCGCUGGAAGCCGGCAGCGGCCGCUUGAGGUUCCAUAGAUCGGCGGCGGCAUUGAUCACCACCAGCCUCACCUCGCGCGCAAGAAAGAAAGUGGAUACGGGGGGAAGUCCC
Molecule: messenger RNA, 2126 nt
Organism: Prorocentrum cordatum
Lineage: Eukaryota; Dinophyceae; Prorocentrales; Prorocentraceae
Source: the annotation of a GenBank genome assembly